Molecule: messenger RNA, 1374 nt
Organism: Linum tenue
Lineage: Eukaryota; Viridiplantae; Streptophyta; Magnoliopsida; Malpighiales; Linaceae
Source: the annotation of a GenBank genome assembly
AUGCUGGAGCGGUGCCUCGGCCAGCAGCGAGUCCGCCGGAUCCAACGCGCGGUCCGCCAUGCCAAAGUCACAUUCCUCUGCCUCUUCAUGACCGUCGUCGUCAUGCGCGGGAUGCUCGGCGCCGGGAAGUUCGGGACUCCGGCUCAGGACCUCGACGAUCUGACGACUCACUUCUACGCCUCCAGGAAGCACGCCGAGCCCCACCGCGUGCUUGUCGAGGCGCAGCCGGAGAACGAGAACGAGAACCAGAGCAACGACCCGAAGAACUACGCGACGUUCGAUUUCAACAAGAUCUUGAAGGACGAAGGGGGCGAGGACGAGAAGCCCGAUCCGAACAAGCCGUACACGUUGGGGCCGAAGAUUUCCGAUUGGGACGAGCAGCGAGGCGAGUGGCUGAAGAGAAACCCUAAUUUCCCCAAUUUCAUCCGCGAGAACAAGCCGCGGGUGCUCCUGGUGACCGGAUCUUCCCCCAAGCCCUGCGAGAAUCCCGUCGGCGACCAUUAUCUGCUGAAAUCGAUUAAGAACAAGAUCGAUUACUGCCGGCUCCACGGGAUCGAGAUCUUCUACAACAUGGCCUUGCUCGAUGCCGAAAUGGCCGGGUUUUGGGCCAAGCUGCCGUUGAUUAGGAAGCUGCUGCUGUCGCAUCCGGAGGUCGAGUUCCUAUGGUGGAUGGACAGUGAUGCGAUGUUCACCGACAUGGCUUUCGAGCUGCCGUGGGAGAGGUAUAAGGAUGUGAAUCUGGUGAUGCACGGUUGGAACGAGAUGGUUUACGAUCAGAAGAACUGGAUUGGGCUGAACACAGGUAGCUUUCUGCUGAGAAAUAACCAAUGGGCGUUGGAUCUUCUCGACGCCUGGGCGCCGAUGGGGCCGAAGGGAAAGAUUAGGGACGAAGCUGGGAAAAUCCUUACACGGGAGCUGAAAGGAAGACCUGUUUUCGAAGCCGACGAUCAGUCCGCCAUGGUUUAUCUGCUUGCUACACAGAGGGAUACUUGGGGGAACAAGGUCUAUCUAGAGAGUGGUUACUAUUUGCACGGUUACUGGGGGAUUUUGGUUGAUAAGUACGAGGAAAUGAUUGAGAAUUAUCACCCGGGCUUCGGCGAUCAUCGAUGGCCAUUGGUGACUCAUUUCGUGGGUUGCAAGCCUUGUGGGAAGUUCGGCGACUACCCGGUGGAGAAAUGCUUGAAGCAAAUGGAUCGUGCUUUCAACUUCGGCGACAAUCAGGUUCUGCAGAUAUAUGGGUUCACCCACAAAUCCCUGGCCAGUAGGAGAGUGAAACGAGUUCGUAACGAGACGGGCAAUCCUCUGGAAGCGAAGGACGAUCUCGGGUUGAUGCACCCUGCUUUCAAAGCUGUGAAGGUAUCAACAUCUUCUUGA